AUCAACCGUUUUGCAUGGCUUUCGUCUCGAAGAUCGAAAUGGAAAAAACGGCACGAUCUUCGUCGAGCCGUUUUCUCCAUUAACAUUCCUGAAUCUCCUACGGUUUCAAACUUCAAGAACUUUUGAGGUCUCCAUCUUCUCUUUGAUCUGAUAAUUGUGCCAGAAGUGAAUGGGCCUACUUGUUUCAGUCGCUGGUGGCUGGACCUCAGAAAUUGCGUAUCAUCUCCAACACAAGUCAGUGCUUGUCGAAUCUACAAAUUCCAUUGUUUGCUUUUAUCCUCGUUGCAGUGCUCUUCACUGUUCCAAGAGAAUUUUUGCAUAUUCAUAUAUGGUGCGUAUGCUGAAGCUACUUGUUACAUGCGAUGCCUGGAAGUGCGCGACAGCAGUUGUAUGACUUAGAGCACCAGCUGCUUGAAGCUCAACAGCAGGAAGUUAAAUGCGCAACGUGUUUUGUGCAAGAAGGGAAUCUGCAGAGAAGGAGCAUGUCAGUCGGGAUGGACACACGGAGUCCAGCGGAUUUACCAAAAAAAUCUUCUCGUAUGCAAACCCGUCGACAACACACGGUUCGAAUUCAAGCUCUACAUGUUACAAGCAAGGAAGCUGAGUCUGUGUCGUUGGAGAAUAUGUCAAGCAACUCUGAUGGCCUUUUGCUUGCUGUUGAUAAAUUCUUGUCUGCAGUGGAUUUUCAACAUGGUCGUCCAAGUAAUGGAAACACUAGCCUUUGAAAUGACGCCUCUUAGGCGGUUCUUCUUCCAGACUUUCUUGAGUACAAAUAGAAAUGGUUCUAUUCAGUUUUUAUAGUCAUCUAUAAAUCUAUACGUGAUAUUCAGUAAGUCGGGGUUCCUCCUGUUAAGGUUCUUGCUUAAUGAAUCUGCCUUUUGUGAUUACGACUAUCUAAGCUUUCUCCAUGCAUGAUUCUAUGUC
This is a messenger RNA of Marchantia polymorpha subsp. ruderalis, 924 nucleotides long. The record is from the annotation of a GenBank genome assembly. Lineage: Eukaryota; Viridiplantae; Streptophyta; Marchantiopsida; Marchantiales; Marchantiaceae.